AUGGUCCGAGCCUGGUACAUGACAGACACGAACGAAGACCAGAGAGAACCUCACAUGUCCGACCCGCCUGUGUUUCUCAGUCGCCAGGAGCUAAAAGACAGAACUGGAGCUGAAUAUUUGCAGUUUGAUGCCGACAGCUGGGAGACAGAUGAAGGCUAUGCUGAGCUAAAGAAGCAGAGAGGCUACACGUAUGAAGAUCUCUGCGAGAUAUCUCGGGAGACUUUACCUAACUAUGAUGAAAGGCUGAAAACCUUCUUCACUGAGCACAUUCAUUCUGAUGAAGAGAUUCGCUUCGUUAUCGAGGGCAGCGGAUAUUUUGACCUCCGCGACAUUGACGAUAAAUGGGUGCGCAUUGAGGUCACCAAGAAUGACCUGCUGAUUGUUCCCGCAGGCAUCUACCACAGAUUUACUCUCGACAGAAAUAACUACAUCAAAGUCAAGCGCUUGUUUGUGGGAGAGCCGGUCUGGACCCCUAUCAAUCGACCAGGAGCAGAUGAACAUCCGGCACGGAAAGAUUAUCUCCAGACUAUGACUAGUGUUGAAAGUUAA
Candidula unifasciata is the source of this 549-nucleotide messenger RNA. The record is from the annotation of a GenBank genome assembly. NCBI's taxonomy places the organism in Eukaryota, Metazoa, Mollusca, Gastropoda, Stylommatophora, Geomitridae.